Nicotiana attenuata is the source of this 543-nucleotide messenger RNA. Its product is annotated as RNA-directed DNA polymerase homolog. The transcript has a single exon. Lineage: Eukaryota; Viridiplantae; Streptophyta; Magnoliopsida; Solanales; Solanaceae. The coding region runs from base 1 to 543 and encodes 180 amino acids. The record is from RefSeq and is a predicted model, not a curated record.
AUGCACGAUAUUCAACAUCAAAUUAACCUUAUCCCAGAAGCACCAUUGCCAAACAAUGCAGCUUAUAGGAUGAAUCCUACACAACAAGCUGAACUCCAAAGGCAAGUGGAAGAAUUAUUGUUGAGGGGUUUAAUAAGGGAAAGCCUUAGUCCCUGUGACGUACCUGCUUUGCUUGUUCCUAAGAAAAAUGGCACUUGGAGGAUGUGUGUUGACAGUCGAGCAAUCAACAAGAUCACUAUCAAAUAUCGCUUCCCAAUCCCAAGGUUAGAUGAUCUAUUCAACCAAUUACAUCGUUCUAAGAUCUUUUCAAAGAUUGAUUUGAAGAGUGGGUACCACCAGAUUCAUAUGAGAAAAGGUGAUGAAUGGAAGACUACCUUCAAGACUAGCCAAGGCUUGUAUGAAUUGUUGGCAAUGCCUUUUGGUUUGUCGAAUGCUCCUAGCAUAUUCAUGAGGCUUAUGAUUCAUGUGUUUAGACCAUUGAUUGGGAAGUUUGUUGUUGUCUACCUUGACGAUAUCCUGAUUUAUUGCAAAGAGGAAGUUUAA